Molecule: messenger RNA, 1960 nt
Organism: Culex pipiens pallens (northern house mosquito)
Lineage: Eukaryota; Metazoa; Arthropoda; Insecta; Diptera; Culicidae
Product: zinc finger and SCAN domain-containing protein 2-like
Exons: 4
Coding region: 156-1430 (424 amino acids)
Cellular component (GO): nucleus
Molecular function (GO): zinc ion binding
Source: RefSeq, a predicted model, not a curated record
AAGUUCUUCAUCCCAUCGCCGACACAGCAAGAGUAAACACUUUUUUCCCCCUGUAAAGAAUUUUCCCAACAAUUUUAACACCCAAAUUCCUGCAAAAGAAAUCCCAUCCCGUUCCCCCUUCCUAAACGCAAGUGUGCAAAUGUGCUAGCCCAAACAUGAAUACUGUCCAUGCAAAAAUAGAAAACAUUUGCAGGCUCUGCUUGUCCGGCGAUGAUGACAACUUGGAAUCUAUUUUUGGUGAUAGUGGGAGCGAACUGCUGCAGAUGAUAAUUUACGACUGCACAUCGGUGAAGGUAUCUCCCCGCCACGGAUAUCCCAACUCCAUCUGCGUGCCAUGCCGGACCAAGGUAGAGGGCUUCCACCAGUUUCGACAAAAUUGUAUACAGAACGAUGAAUACCUGAGAACGACCUUCCUCGAGCCGGAAGUCGUCAUCAAGACCGAGCCGGACAUUGUGAUAUCCACCGGUGACGACGACGAAGAUGACGAUGGCAAUAAUAACAACGGCAUCGCGGAAGAUGAAGAAUUAGAAGACGAUGAGGACGAUAUCAACGAGGCCGAUAUUGAAGAAUGGGACGAAUCGGAAUCGAACGACGUUCCGGACGUAACGAUGGCAAGCGCCGAGCAGUUGCUGCUGGGAAGUGGCAUCAGUAUCACGGCUAUUGCCCGACCCACCCUAGUUCCUAUGUUCAAGUGCGAGUACUGCUCGGCGGAGUUUGCCGUACUGGAGCAGCUGGAGAAACACAUUACUAGUCACACGGAAGAGAAGAUUUUCAAGUGCUUUUACUGUCCAAAGACGUUUCACUUUGCCAAGAACUUGAACAUGCACGUGGAGUACAUCCAUUCGAAGGUCAAGUAUUCCCAGAAGGCAGCAACCAAGAAUGCGAUCUCUCCGCCAAACUUUCUAGUCCCCAACGAGAAACACAACCCAAAUAUGGCACUUAGUCCUAGCAACAACAACAACAAUAAUGUAACCACCAUCGGAAUCCGAGGUGGAAAACCAAUGCAGCUGCAUCCGGCGCUAGUGAACCGGCAGCUUUCGAUUGUAGCAUCACCGCCACAACCACAACCGCCACCUCCGGCCCCCGUUCGAAUGGUCAGCAAUCACGAGUGUCACGUGUGCCACAAAUCUUUCAGCGAUCUCCGCCAGCACAUGCUGAUCCACGACGGAAACGAAAAACCUUAUAAAUGCGACAUCUGCGCCAAGUCUUUCUUCAACGCUUCGACCCUGAAAACCCACUACCGAAUCCACAGUGAUGAGAACCCGUUCCGGUGCUCAACGUGCACCAAGGUUUUCGACAACGCGAGAAGUCUGGAGUUGCACUACCGAACUCAUACCGGUGAACGACCCUACUCGUGCGACGUGUGCCUCAAAAAGUUCUCCUGCUCGUCCAACCUGAAGCGACACCGGAAGUUGCACGACCGGGACUAAACAGGAACCAAAAGUAAACGCUAACCUAUUCGCAUUUAUAACGAAAUUUAACUUGAUCACACAACUAGACGAAUACGCGCAUUUUAGAGGGUCAUUUAUAUUAGCAGUGCCACACCAAACCGGACGCAGUUAAAAUGUGUUGCUAGCUAGUGCUAAUCAAUCCUAUUAAUAUCGUACUAAUCUACCAACUAAAACGAAACAAGCAGUGGUAAAAUUUGCUUCCAAUCCUUGAGCAAAAAAAAAUACCAAAACUAAAGAAGGCAAGUCCUCAAACUAUCUAAGUCAAUGUAUUUAUUUUUGUAACUUAUUAUCUAGUCGUUAACCGAAGAAAGCUGUAGAUACACACCCUACAGGGUGAAAAACACUGUUUUUAUGUAUACUGUUGAGCUUAUGAUAUCAUAAUAGAGCGUUAAAAAAAACUGAACUGUAUAACCGUGCAAUCUACCAUUGAUCGAGAACCAGCACACGCAAUAAUUAGGAUAGUUCCGAAAGAAGGAAGGAAAUAAAGUUAUGUUAAUCGAAAUUUAAAA